GCAUCUGAGAUGGAAGAAGCAUCAAGCUAGCAGUCGAUCGAUCAAUGGCAGGUGGAGCGUGGUUGCAGUUGCAGGUGGCGCUCCUCCUCCUGGUGGCUCUCAUCUUCUCAACCUUGUCGCCAUCGGAAGCAGAAGCAGAAGCAGCUGCGGCUACUUCUACUAAUUUGCGGCGUCGGCAGGAGGUGCAGAGCCUCCUCAGGCGCCUCAACAAGCCUCCUCUCGCAACCAUUCAGAGCCCAGAUGGAGAUAUCAUAGACUGUGUGCAUAUCUCCAAACAGCCUGCGUUCGAUCAUCCUCUCCUCAAGAACCACACAAUCCAGAUGCGGCCUUCUAUCCAGCCAAGUGGCAUGUAUGGUGAAGCGGCACGUCCAUUCACCCAAACAUGGAAUCAAAAUGGCGAAAAGUGUCCCGACAACACCGUACCAAUCCGAAGGACCAAGGAGGAGGAUGUCAUGAGGGCCACCUCUGUUGCAACGUUUGGCAAGAAGACGCACGGGAGCCAUCACCCUCGCUUGGCUGGUGUCACAGAUGGCCACCACUAUGGUGUAGCAUCUGCAACUGGGGAUGCUAACUACUACGGAACCAAAGCGACAAUCAAUUUGUGGCAACCAACGAUUGCAACAUCUGGUGAUUUCAGUCUGGCCCAGCUAUGGAUCUCAGCGGGCUCCUAUCAAAACAAGGACCUUAAUACCAUUGAAGCAGGAUGGCAGGUGUACCCAGCUCUCUAUAGGGAUGAAAAAACUAGAUUCUUCAUCUAUUGGACUCGUGAUGCAUAUGACCAAACGGGAUGUUACAAUCUAGCGUGCUCAGGGUUCAUCCAGACAAACACGGUCAUCGGUGGCAGCACAUCCCCUGUCUCCAUCUAUGGUGGCCCACAAUAUGAGUACGAUUAUUUAGUUUGGAAGGACCUAGCGGGUGGUAAUUGGUGGUUGCAAGUGCAAGGCAAAUAUGUGGGUUACUGGCCAUCGUCCAUCUUCACCCACUUGCAGACAGGCGUUGCUGACACUGUGGAAUGGGGCGGGGAGGUGAAUUCGCCUCGAAGUACCACACCCAUGGGCAGUGGACAUUUCCCUAAAGAAGGAUUCGGCAAGGCCACCUACAGCAAAGCAAUCCAAGUUGUUGAUUCCUCCAACAAACUUAAAUCACCAAAUGGUGUGAGCUUGAUAGCUCCGCUACCCAAUUACUAUAACGUCAUGACUGGUUCCUCUAGUACCACAAGCUGGGGCACUUACAUCUACUAUGGCGGAUCUGGAUGCCCUUGAAACUCUGAAAUUGAAGUGAUAUAUAGAGAGAGAUCGAGCUCCCCAUCAAACUACAUUCAUCUCCUUAAUAAUUUAUGUGUACUACUACACGAUCAACAUGCAUGUCGCUCUCGUUUAUGCAUUAUGCAUUACUAGUGUAAUAAAGUAUUGCUAGCUAGGGUCUAUACUAGCUGAUAGUACAUGCAUGUCACAUUUCAAGCGAUUACUAGUACCUAUGUAUACAUUUGCAUCCAUUGGUAAGAGGUUUGAACUAAGCUAGCAUUACAAGUUGGCAAUAAAUGUAGAGAGAAUAUAUUCUAUACCACUGAGUUUGUUUAAGUUCAACGAUUUACCAUUGA
Messenger RNA from Oryza sativa Japonica Group (Japanese rice), 1600 nucleotides. RefSeq names its product protein neprosin. The record is from RefSeq and is a predicted model, not a curated record. Lineage: Eukaryota; Viridiplantae; Streptophyta; Magnoliopsida; Poales; Poaceae.